Molecule: messenger RNA, 6763 nt
Organism: Canis lupus familiaris (dog)
Lineage: Eukaryota; Metazoa; Chordata; Mammalia; Carnivora; Canidae
Gene: SHANK1
Product: SH3 and multiple ankyrin repeat domains 1
Exons: 25
Coding region: 155-6706 (2183 amino acids)
Cellular component (GO): postsynaptic density; postsynaptic membrane; dendritic spine
Molecular function (GO): ionotropic glutamate receptor binding; synaptic receptor adaptor activity
Source: RefSeq, a predicted model, not a curated record
CACCCGCUCCCAGGCACCACUCCCGGGCACCACGCGGCCUCCCACUUCUGCCAUCCCAGGCUCACGGCACCUCUGUCUCCCCAUUACUACAUUUCAGCCUCCCCCCACCAGCCGCCUGUGAUGCUGCUGUCCCCUGUCGCCCCGUGGCCCCACGAUGACCCACAGCCCCGCGUCAAGCGAGGAAGAGGAACGCCACAGUGCCAGCGAGUGUCCCGAGGGGGGCUCAGAGUCCGACAGCUCCCCAGACGGGCCCAGCAGAGGCCCCCGGGGGACCCGGGGCCAGGGCAGCGGGGCACCUGGUAGUCUGGCCUCCACCCGAGGCCUCCAGGGCCGCUCCAUGUCUGUCCCGGACGACGCCCACUUCAGCAUGAUGGUCUUCAGGAUUGGCAUCCCGGACCUGCACCAGACAAAAUGUCUGCGCUUCAACCCCGAUGCCACCAUCUGGACAGCCAAGCAGCAGGUGCUCUGCGCCCUGAGCGAGAGCCUGCAGGAUGUGCUCAACUAUGGUCUGUUCCAGCCGGCCACCUCAGGCCGUGAUGCCAACUUCCUGGAGGAGGAGCGGCUGCUUCGGGAGUACCCCCAGUCUUUUGAGAAGGGGGUGCCCUACCUGGAGUUUCGAUACAAGACCCGGGUUUACAAACAGACCAACCUGGAUGAGAAGCAGCUGGCAAAAUUGCAUACAAAGACGGGGUUGAAGAAAUUCCUGGAGUAUGUGCAGCUCGGGACGUCCGACAAAGUGGCACGGCUGCUGGACAAGGGGCUGGACCCCAAUUAUCAUGACUCAGAUUCAGGAGAGACCCCCCUGACUCUGGCUGCCCAGACUGAAGGCUCCGUAGAGGUGAUUCGAACCCUGUGCCUAGGAGGGGCCCACAUCGACUUCCGGGCCCGGGAUGGCAUGACAGCGCUGCACAAAGCUGCAUGUGCCCGUCACUGCCUCGCUCUCACGGCACUCCUCGACCUUGGGGGCUCCCCCAACUACAAGGACCGCCGAGGCCUGACCCCUCUGUUCCAUACGGCUAUGGUGGGGGGCGACCCCCGCUGCUGUGAGCUGCUCCUAUACAACAGGGCUCAGCUGGGCAUAGCUGAUGAGAACGGCUGGCAGGAGAUUCACCAGGCCUGCCAGCGGGGUCAUUCUCAGCAUCUAGAACACCUGCUCUUCUACGGGGCUGAGCCCGGAGCCCAGAAUGCCUCGGGGAACACAGCCUUGCACAUCUGUGCCCUUUACAACAAGGAGACCUGUGCUAGGAUCCUCCUCUAUCGAGGAGCCAACAAGGAUGUGAAGAAUCACAAUGGACAGACCCCCUUCCAGGUGGCAGUGAUCGCUGGGAAUUUUGAACUGGGAGAGCUGAUCCGAAACCAUCGAGAACAGGAUGUGGUGCCCUUCCAGGAGUCCCCCAAGUACGCCGCCCGGCGACGGGGACCCCCAGGCGCGGGGCUGACGGUGCCCCCGGCGCUGCUUCGGGCCAACAGUGAUACCAGCAUGGCCCUGCCUGACUGGAUGGUGUUUGCUGCCCCUGGGACCUCGUCCUCUGGGGCCCCUGGCCCUACCUCAGGGACCCAGGGCCAGUCGCAGCCCUCGGCCCCCAGCACCAAGCUCAGCAGUGGGACCCUCCGAAGUGCCAGCAGCCCCCGGGGCGCCCGGGCCCGUUCCCCAUCCCGCGGGAGGCAUCCCGAAGAGGCCAAGAGACAGCCCCGUGGACGGCCCAGCUCCAGCGGGACGCCCAGGGAAGGGCCGGCAGGGGGCACAGGGGGCUCAGGGGGCCCCGGGGGCUCCCUGGGCAGCCGCGGGAGGCGCAGGAAGCUCUACUCAGCGGUACCUGGACGCUCCUUCAUGGCCGUGAAGUCCUACCAGGCCCAAGCAGAGGGAGAGAUCUCCCUGAGCAAGGGGGAAAAGAUCAAAGUGCUUAGCAUCGGGGAAGGAGGCUUCUGGGAAGGCCAGGUCAAAGGUCGCAUUGGCUGGUUCCCCUCUGACUGCCUGGAAGAGGUGGCCAACCGGUCCCAGGAGGGAAAGCAAGAAAGCCGCAGUGACAAGGCAAAGAGACUCUUCCGGCAUUAUACCGUGGGCUCCUACGACAGCUUUGAUGCCCCAAGAAGCUUGAUGGAUGGGAUUGGCCCAGGGAGCGAUUACAUCAUUAAGGAGAAGACAGUCUUGCUGCAGAAGAAGGACAGUGAGGGGUUUGGGUUCGUGCUCCGGGGGGCCAAGGCGCAGACCCCCAUCGAGGAGUUCACCCCCACUCCAGCCUUCCCAGCGCUGCAGUAUCUGGAGUCUGUGGACGAGGGUGGCGUAGCAUGGCGAGCUGGACUGCGGAUGGGAGACUUCCUCAUCGAGGUGAAUGGGCAGAAUGUGGUGAAGGUUGGCCACCGACAGGUGGUGAACAUGAUCCGCCAAGGGGGCAACACGCUGAUGGUCAAGGUGGUGAUGGUCACCAGGCACCCGGACAUGGAUGAGGUCCAUAAGAAAGCACCCCAGCAAGCUAAGCGGCUUCCACCCCCAGCCAUCUCUCUGCGUUCCAAGUCCAUGACCUCAGAGCUGGAAGAAAUGGUCUCCCCCUGGAAGAAGAAGAGUGAGUACGAGCAGCAGCCUGCGCCGGUGCCCAGCAUGGAGAAAAAGCGGACCGUGUAUCAGAUGGCUCUCAACAAACUGGAUGAAAUUUUGGCGGCAGCUCAACAGACCAUCAGUGCAAGCGAGAGUCCUGGACCUGGUGGCCUCGCAUCGCUGGGCAAACACCGGCCCAAAGGCUUCUUUGCCACCGAGUCAAGCUUCGAUCCUCACCACCGCUCCCAGCCAAGUUAUGAACGUCCUUCUUACCUGCCUCCCGGACCUGGGCUUAUGCUCCGGCAAAAAUCUAUUGGGGCUGCUGAAGAUGAUAGACCCUACCUAGCACCCCCAGCCAUGAAGUUCAGCCGCAGCCUGUCUGUGCCUGGCUCGGAGGACAUCCCCCCGCCGCCCACCACGUCCCCACCGGAGCCCCCCUACAGCACACCUCCCGCCCCCUCCUCCUCUGGCCGCCUCACCCCAUCCCCCAGAGGAGGGCCCUUCAACCCCAGUUCGGGUGGCCCCCUCCCCUCCUCUUCCCCUGCGUCCUUUGAUGGACCCUCCCCUCCCGACACGCGCAUAGGGGGCCGAGAGAAGAGCCUGUACCACAGCGGGCCCCUGCCCCCCGCCCACCACCACCCGCCCCACCACCACCACCACCAUGCCCCGCCCCCCCAGCCUCACCACCACCACGCCCACCCCCCUCAUCCCCCCGAGAUGGAGACGGGAGGCUCUCCCGACGACCCCCCACCCCGACUGGCUCUAGGGCCCCAGCCCAGCCUGCGCGGCUGGCGGGGCGGCGGGCCCAGCCCCACUCCGGGGGCCCCGUCCCCGUCGCACCACGGCAGCGGGGCCGGCGGCAUCGGCUCCUCCCAGGCCCCAGCCCUGCGCUACUUCCAGCUGCCCCCCCGGGCGGCCAGCGCGGCCAUGUACGUGCCAGCCCGCUCGGGCCGCGGGCGCAAGGGGCCCCUGGUCAAGCAGACCAAAGUCGAAGGCGAGCCUCAGAAGGGCGGCGGCCUCCCCCCCGCCCCCUCGCCCACGUCCCCGGCGUCCCCGCAGCCGCCGCCGGCCGCGGCCGCGCCCUCGGAGAAGAAUUCCAUCCCCAUCCCCACCAUCAUCAUCAAGGCUCCGUCCACCAGUAGCAGCGGCCGCAGCAGCCAGGGCAGCAGCACCGAGGCGGAGCCCCCCACCCAGCCCGAGGCUGCGGGCGGCGGCGGCGGCGGCGGGGGCGGCGGCGGGGGCGGCGGCGGCGGCUCCUCGGCGCCCAGCCCCGCCCCGGCCAUGUCGCCGGUGCCGCCGUCCCCCUCGCCGGUGCCCACCCCCACCUCGCCCAGCGGCCCGGCCACCCUCGACUUCACCAGCCAGUUCGGAGCGGCCCUGGUGGGGGCGGCCCGCAGGGAAGGGGGCUGGCAGAACGAAGCCCGCCGGCGCUCCACGCUCUUCCUCUCCACCGACGCGGGCGACGAGGACGGCGGCGACAGCGGGCUGGGCCCAGGGGCGCCCCCGGGCCCCCGGCUGCGCCACUCGAAGUCCAUCGACGAAGGCAUGUUCUCCGCCGAGCCCUACCUCCGGCUAGAGUCUGCAGGCGCGGGGAGCGGCGCCGGCUACGGGGCUUACGGGGCCGGCAGCCGCGCCUACGGGGGCAGCGGGGGCAGCAGCGCCUUCACCAGCUUCCUGCCGCCCCGGCCCCUGGUCCACCCGCUGACAGGCAAGGCCCUGGACCCCGCCUCCCCGCUCGGGCUGGCGCUGGCCGCCCGAGAGCGGGCGCUGAAGGAGUCCUCGGAGGGUGGUGGGCCCCCCCAGCCCCCUCCAAGGCCCCCAUCGCCCCGCUACGAGGCCCCGCCGCCCACCCCCCACCACCACUCGCCCCACGCCCACCAUGAGCCAGUGCUGCGUCUCUGGGGGGCCUCACCACCCGACCCCGCCCGCCGGGAACUGGGGUACCGGGCGGGGCUGGGCAGCCAGGAGAAGUCCCUUCCGGCCAGCCCGCCAGCUGCCCGACGCUCCUUGCUGCACCGCUUGCCCCCCACGGCUCCCGGGGUCGGGCCCCUCCUCCUGCAGCUGGGGCCCGAGCCCCCGCCCCCGCACCCCGGGGUGAGCAAGGCGUGGCGGUCGGGCGCCCCCGAGGAGCCAGAGCGGCUGCCCCUACACGUGCGGUUCCUGGAGAACUGCCAGCCCAGAGCCAGCGGGCCGGGGGGGAGGGGACCCCCCUCGGAAGACGGGCCGGGGGUUCCGCCGCCCAGCCCCCGCCGCUCCGUGCCGCCCUCGCCCACCUCCCCGCGAGGCGGUGAAGAGAAUGGGCUCCCCCUGCUGGUCCUGCCGCCCCCUGCUCCCUCUGUGGAUGUGGAAGAUGGCGAGUUCCUCUUUGUGGAGCCCUUGCCCCCGCCUCUGGAGUUCUCCAACAGCUUCGAGAAGCCCGAGUCGCCCCUCACGCCCGGGCCUCCCCACCCGCUGCCCGAUCCACCCACCCCAACCACCCCAUUGACCCCCGUGCCACCACCGGCUGUUGCUGCCGCACCUCCCACCCUGGACUCCACGGCAUCCAGCCUGACUUCCUACGACAGCGAGGUGGCCACACUAACCCAGGGGGCCCCCGUGGCUCCUGGGGACCCCCCUCCACCAGGCCCGCCAGCGCCGGCUGCCCCUGCUCCCCCAGCCCCCCAGCCUGGCCCAGACCCGCCGCCUGGCACAGAUUCGGGUAUUGAGGAGGUGGACAGUAGGAGCAGCAGCGACCACCCUCUGGAGACCAUCAGCAGCGCGUCCACACUGAGCAGCCUUUCUGCCGAAGGUGGUGGCAGCGCCGGAGGCGGUGGCGGUGGUGGUGGCAGUGUGGCAAGUGUGGCCAGCGGGCCAGAGCUUCUGGACACAUAUGUGGCCUACCUGGAUGGCCAGGCGUUCGGGGGGAGUGGCACUCCUGGCCCACCGUAUCACCCACAGCUCAUGACUCCUUCUAAGCUCCGUGGCCGGGCUCUGGGGACCAGUGGAGGCCUGCGACCGGGCCCCAGUGGAGGACUCCGGGACCCUGUCACUCCCACCAGCCCCACCGUCUCCGUGACAGGGGCUGGAACGGAUGGGCUGCUGGCCCUAAGCGGUUGCACGGGACCCUCCGUGGCCAGCAUGGCUGGGGGUUCGGUGGCUAUAGAGCCAGAAGGCCCCGCGGUGCCCUUGCCAUCGGCCUCCUCUCUGCCUCGGAAGCUGCUGCCCUGGGAGGAGGGCCCGGGCCCACCGCCACCACCCCUGCCCGGGCCCCUGGCCCAGCCUCAGGCCUCAGCCUUGGCCACAGUAAAAGCCAGCAUCAUCAGUGAACUCAGCUCCAAGCUUCAGCAAUUUGGGGGUUCCUCAGCAGCUGGUGGCGCUCUGCCCUGGGCCCGGGGAGGCAGCGGGGGAAGCGGGGACAGCCACCACGGGGGAGCCAGCUAUGUCCCUGAGAGGACCUCUUCGCUGCAGCGGCAGAGACUCUCCGAAGACUCCCAGUCCUCUCUCCUCUCCAAACCCGUCAGCAGCCUGUUUCAGAACUGGCCCAAACCACCUCUGCCGCCACUCCCCACAGGAAGCGGGGUCCCCCCUUCGGCCGCUGCAGCUCCAGGAGCCACCUCACCCUCAGCCUCCUCCUCCACGUCCACCCGCCACCUCCAAGGCGUGGAGUUCGAGAUGCGGCCACCUCUGCUCCGCCGGGCCCCAAGCCCCUCACUGCUGCCCGCCUCGGAGCACAAGGUCAGCCCUGCACCCAGGCCCUCGUCCCUGCCCAUCCUGCCUUCCGGACCCCUGUAUCCGGGCCUCUUUGACAUCCGUGGCUCCCCAACCGGAGGGGCAGGAGGCUCAGCUGACCCUUUCGCCCCUGUCUUUGUGCCACCCCACCCCGGGAUAUCCGGGGGGCUUGGUGGAGCCUUGUCAGGGGCCUCCCGCUCCCUUUCACCGACCCGCCUGCUUUCGCUGCCCCCGGACAAGCCCUUCGGCGCUAAACCUCUGGGGUUCUGGACCAAGUUCGAUGUGGCUGAUUGGCUUGAGUGGCUGGGCUUGGCUGAGCACCGAGCACAGUUCCUGGACCACGAGAUUGAUGGCUCCCACCUGCCCGCCUUGACCAAGGAGGAUUAUGUCGAUCUGGGUGUGACGAGGGUGGGCCACCGCAUGAACAUCGACCGGGCUCUCAAAUUUUUCCUGGAGAGGUGAUGGCUGGCCUGGACGGACCAGCCGUCCACAGAACCCUUGAGCCUACUGGCCUCUUGA